AUGGCUGCAGAGAAGGACUACGGGAAGGAUGUCGAGGUCACGGCUGGGUCGUACUCUGGCUCUGAGAGCCCGACUACCUCCCACCCGCCCCUGGACCCGCAAGUGGAGAAGCGGAUCGUGAGAAAGCUCGACAUGAAGGUCAUCCCGAUCUUGUGGAUCCUCUACCUCGUGUCCUUUGUCGAUCGAGGAAACAUAGGCAAUGCCAAAAUUCAAGGCAUGGACAAGGAGCUCAAGCUUGAGGGGCAGAUGUUCAACAUUGCUGUCAUCGUAUUCAACAUUGGCUAUGUCACGGCCGGAAUUCCUCUCAGCAUUGUCUUCCGGAAGACCGGCCCAAAGUCGCUCGCCGUCAUGAUGUUCCUUUGGGGCCUGACCGUCAUUGGCCAAGGGUUGACAAAGAGCUACGCAGGCCUGGUGGUUUGUAGGACCCUGGAAGGUAUCGCUGAGGCCGCUUUCGUUCCUGGCGCAGCCUACCUCAUUGGAUCCUACUACAAGAAAAAUGAGUUCCUCAAGCGCUACGUCAUAUUCUUCAGCGCUGGAAUCUUUGCAGGCGCCAUUAAUGGGUUCCUCGCGUAUCUGUUCGUGAAGAUGGAUGGCGUCGGUGGUUACUCCGGCUGGCGAUGGAUCUUCAUCAUGGAAGGGCUGGUUACUGUCCUCGUCAGCUUCGCUUGCAUUUUCUUCAUCGUGCCCUUCCCUGAGCAGUCAACAUUCUUGGCUCCUGAAGAGAAGGAGAUUCUUCUGGCCCGGCUUAAGGCAGAUGGCGGUGCUGUGGAACACGACAAACUUACGGUAGGACGUGCUCUAGGAUUCUUCAAGGACUGGAAGAUCUGGGCGGCCAUCAUCAUCUAUGUCGGUGCUGAAGAGAACGCAAACUCGAUUGUCAACUUCCAACCCAGCAUUCUUAAAGGCAUCGGCUACACAGCCAUCGAAGCCCAGACCCACACGAUCCCUGUAUAUGUUACCGCAAUGGCAUUCUCCAUCAGCUGCGCUGUCUUGAGCGAGUAUCUGCGCCAGAGAUAUCUUUUCGCCAUGGUCGGGUUCAUCACACUUUGCAUUGGCCUCGCCGUGGAGGUUGCUCAGUCAAAGGUUGCAGGCGUAAAGUACAUGGGUAUGUUCUUCAUGACUUCCGGCGCAUACCUAGUCAUGCCCCUGGCUGUCGUUUGGAUCGCCAUAAAUGUUGGAAAAGGCUACAAACGCACCGUCGCUUUGGGCGCUAUUGUUGCCUUUGGUAACUGCGGGGCCUUUGUCGGUUCUAACGUUUUCCUUACUUCUGAGGCAAAGACUGGCUACCACACUGGGUUCAGCGUUGGCAUGGCGUUCUGCUGCGCCGGCGCUCUCGCUUCGACUAUCAUGUAUGUGGGUAUGCGUUUAGGGAACAAAAAGCGAGACGAAGCGAGGAAAACGUUGCCCCCGGCGUUGGAUGAGCUGAGUCUGGAGGACAUGGGUGAGAAACAUCCGGACUUCCGUUACUCUUUGUAA
Mytilinidion resinicola is the source of this 1476-nucleotide messenger RNA. RefSeq names its product MFS general substrate transporter. The coding region runs from base 1 to 1476 and encodes 491 amino acids. NCBI's taxonomy places the organism in Eukaryota, Fungi, Ascomycota, Dothideomycetes, Mytilinidiales, Mytilinidiaceae. Gene Ontology annotation, biological process: transmembrane transport. The transcript is spliced from 6 exons. The record is from RefSeq and is a predicted model, not a curated record. Gene Ontology annotation, molecular function: transmembrane transporter activity. Gene Ontology annotation, cellular component: membrane.